Molecule: messenger RNA, 7856 nt
Organism: Larimichthys crocea (large yellow croaker)
Lineage: Eukaryota; Metazoa; Chordata; Actinopteri; Sciaenidae
Gene: lmtkb
Product: apoptosis-associated tyrosine kinase b
Exons: 14
Coding region: 540-5603 (1687 amino acids)
Biological process (GO): brain development; peptidyl-tyrosine autophosphorylation
Molecular function (GO): ATP binding; protein tyrosine kinase activity
Source: RefSeq, a predicted model, not a curated record
CCGAGCAAGAUGGCGCUGUGGCUGUCAGCACCUCGGACAGCACCCCGCAGCUCUGACAGGGACGUUUGAUCACAUCAGUGUGUGUGUGUGUGUGUGUGUGCACAGGGGUCACGUGUCCGGUCCGGUUCGGUUCGGCUUCAGAUGAUGAUGAUGAUGAUGAUGUGACCGCGUGAAGCUGUGCGCUAUUCACUGCAGCCAGAGAGGAGAAAUUCAAAUCUGGAUCAACUUGACUGCUGUUCACACUCCUCCUCCUCCUCCUCCUCCUCCUCCUCCUCCUCUUCAUCUGCAGCCACAGUUUAAGAAGAAAAUAGACAAACCGGCCUCGGCUCGAGGUGGAGGAGCGCGUGCCUGUCUUCAUCACACCGGUACGCGGAGGAAUGGAGGGGGGCGCGGGGAGAUCACCAGGGGCCGGUUCGGAAAGGAGAAAUGAAGCCGUGUCUAAGAAAUAGUGUUUUCUAGAUUGUUGCUCCCCAGACCCUGCAGGUCUUUUUUUUUUUUUUUUUUUUUUACAUUGUGGUUCUGCAGCGCCGGUUCUGAAGAUGUUCGGACUCCUGGUGAUGAUGUCUUCGGUGGUUUUCAGCCCCGGCUUUGCCCUCAGCUCCCAUUUCAGCUCAGAUGGCGCUCCGCUGAGUGACCUGUCCUGGUCGUCGUCCCUGGCUGUGGUGGCCAUCUCUUUCUCGGGCCUCUUCACCUUCGUCUUCCUCAUGCUGGCUUGCCUCUGCUGCAAGAAGGGCAAAAUCGGCUUCAAGGAAUUCAAGAAUGUGGACGGGGAGGAGUACCACGCAGACAUGUCCACCUUGGCCUCACCGGCCUCCCAGGGCAGCCCGGACGUCUACAUCCUGCCGCUCACCGAGGUCUCCCUGCCCGUCGCAAAGCAGCCUGCUCGAUCAGUCCAACUCCUGAAAUCUACAGAUCUCAGCCGCCACAGUCUUCUCUACCUGAAGGAGAUCGGGAAUGGCUGGUUCGGGAAGGUUCUGCUGGGGGAGGUGAAUGCAGGUUUAAACACCACCCAGGUGGUGGUGAAGGAACUCAAAGCCAGCGCCAGCGUGCAGGACCAGAUGCACUUCCUGGAGGAAGCACAGCCUUACCGCGCCCUGCAGCACCACGCUCUGCUGCAGUGUCUGGCCCAGUGUACUGAGGUCACUCCCUACCUGCUGGUGAUGGAGUUUUGUCCACUGGGCGAUGUGAAGGGUUACCUCCGAAGCUGCAGAACUGCAGAAACCAUGACUCCAGAGCCUUUGAUUCUCCAACGGAUGGCCUGUGACAUCGCCUCAGGACUCCUGCACAUGCACAAACACAACUUCACACACAGUGACCUGGCUUUGAGGAACUGCUUGUUGUCUGCUAAUGUCUCAGUGAAGAUCGGAGAUUAUGGUCUGUCCCACACCAAGUACAAGGAUGAUUACUACGUGACAUCAGAUCAGAUGUACGUGCCGUUGCGUUGGAUCGCUCCAGAGCUGGUGGACGAGGUGCAUGGCAACAUGCUGGUGGCAAACCAGACCCAGCAGAGCAACAUGUGGUCUCUGGGCGUGACUAUCUGGGAGCUGUUCGAGUUGGGCAACCAGCCCUACAGACACUACUCUGACAGACAAGUGCUGACCUACGCUGUGAGGGAGCAGCAGCUGCGACUGCCCAAGCCGCUGCUCAAAGUGCCGCUGGCUGAGCGCUGGUAUGAGGUGAUGCAGUUUUGCUGGCUCCAGCCCGAUCAGAGACCCAAUGCAGAGGAAGUUCACUUGCUGCUCAGCUAUCUCUGUGCCAAGGGGGCCAGCGAAGCCGAAGAGGAUUUUGAGAGGCGAUGGAACUCGCUGCGUCCCAAUACUGGAUUCAACAGCCACCGUGGUGCCUCUGCAAUGUCACGAGGAGACCACCCCUCAUCAACCUCCUCCUCUUUCCCUCUCCUCGAGCAGUUUUCAGCUGGUGAUGGCUACCACUCAGAGUCCGGGGAUGAUAUACUAACCGUCACUGAGACCAGCCAUGGCCUUAACUUUGAGUACAAGUGGGAGCAAGCCAGGGCAGACCAGGCGUACAGAACUCCGGACUCUAGUACCAUGGGUCAAAUCAAUCAUCAUUGUCAGGAAGCAUUUUACCCACCAGGGGGCAUCGUGGGAGGCUGCCCCAUGGAGAGCCUCAGCCAUGGACUUUCUCCAUCUUACUACCAACCAAAACAUCUCCAUGCUCCAGGCAUUCUCCCGGUCCUCAGUGCCCACAGCCCCUCAGUAAGCAGUGAGUAUUACAUCCGCAUCGAAGAGCCAGUAGACUGUAACAUUGAUCCAGAGUACACCAUGUGCUCCUACAGCCCAGACUACCAGGGCAGCAGUGGGAGCUUUCUGACCGGCAGCGCCGACUCAGGCGAGUGCUUGGCCUGCCCAUCACAGACUAAGAACAUGGGUCCCUAUUGGUCAGCAGACAUCCACAAAUCAGAUGUGUACGACUCCAAUGAUUCAAGUCCUGCUAUCUCUCUGACGAUGGAGCCCCUUUUAGGCCAAGUGUCGGACAGCAGCCCACUACGACCCUGGGAGUCUAGUCACUACGUGUCCUAUAAAGACAGAGAUGGGGGUUACUACUAUGAGCACUCACCCCCUUUGGGAAUAGAUCACUAUUUGAUUGGAGGCGAGCUCUCCAGUGAGCAUCAUCGGGAAAGCUGGGGCUCAAGGAGCCUGCGUCAGGCCUUGGGUGAGUUGGAGAACCCGCUGGGUAUAUCCCCCUCUCUAACCAGCCCACCUCAGCAGGCCUACAGAGACACUUACCUGGACACAAGUCAGACCUCGAUCAUAGGAAAGAACGUGACAGGGGGCUAUUACGACAUGAUGGGCUCCUUGAGGAAGACUAUGCCCAGCCACACCAGGCACCACAGCCACUCUGUCAGUAUUAACAUGGAGACAGAGGGGGCCCUCUUCAUCGGGCACAGAGACAGCGAUACAGAGGAGGAAGAGGAGGACAUAUUUGUGGAGAGACACACCUGCAACACUUGGCCUUCGAAACACCGACACAGCAGUGUGAGUCACCACAGACGAGCGAGCCACAGCUGCAGACAGGAUGCGUAUGUCGACUUCCACUACACGAUGCCGAGCACAGAUAUCGAAGACUCCUGGCCGGAGGAGCACAGCCUGGCCUUUCACUCUUUACCCAAACCCAUUGACUAUCUCGAGCCCCACCAGGCCAAAGAUAACAGUGCCUGUCUCAGUCUGAGCAAACACCACACCAUGGUGCCCUCAGACAACUGCAACGCCUACAUCUACCUAUGCCAUGAGGGCGAGACUCAGGUGCCGGCGUCUGGAGAGUGCUGCCACUCGCACUUUGUUGACCCGCUCACAGGCUUGCUAGUCAGAAACAACAGCUAUAGUCACAGCUACAGUCACAGCAACUACAUCAGUGAUAAGGUCAUUGAUAUCCCAAGCAAUGAGGAGAUGAUCAAUCUAUCACCGGCUCCAGGGGGUCCCAUUGUGGCCAAACCUGCCUUGAUAAAGGCCGAGGACAGUAGAGAGCAGUAUGUUGACCUUACAUUUGAUGACACACUGUUCAAAGAGAAGGGCGAGGAUGUAAUCAAAGAAAAUCCAAUCAUGCAAAAACCCACAGAGCCUAAAAUAGAAGAGGUGGCCCUGACGACGGCUAAAAGCACUCCACCUCCUGCUGACAACAUGCAUGUGAUGGUGGCCCUCGCUGAUCCGCCGUCCGAGUUGAGUCACACUGGCGAUAGCGGCGUUGACCGAGGAGGCUCCAGUGUGAGUCUUGCUGACAUCCUGGACUGCAGCGACGAUGACGAGGACGAGGACAUUACAGACGACAUCACUGACGUCACCUCAGGCAUCUUCGCCGAUGAGUCCAGCGAGCUGAACGCUUCUCCUGCCUUCAAGUCUCUACAGAAGCAGGUAGGAACUCCUGACUCCAUGGACUCCAUGGACCUGCCGUCUGCAGCCGGAUCUUGUGAAGGAUUCAGCCCUGCGUCCUCCCAUCCCUCCAGCUCACCUAAAGCUAUGGACAGUGGCUAUGACACAGAGAACAAUGAGAGCCCUGAGUUUGUACCCAAAGAGCCUCAUGAACCCCGUGAACAACCUCUUGGAAAGCCUACCCUUGACACAAGCCUGGAGGAGGACAAGGAGCUGGAGGAGGACAAGGAGCUGGAGGAGGACAAGGAGCUGGAGGAGGACAAGGAGCUGGAGGAGCAUGAAGUUGAGGAAACAGUAGUGCCCACAGAGGGCGAAUCAACAGAUUUGGCCUCACAGACAGGCGACCAUAUCCUGUUACCACUGAGUGAUAAGACUCCAUACAGAGACUCUGCAUACUUUUCAGACUAUGAGAAUGAAAGGCAGUCGAGGGACGAAGGGGAAGAACGGUCAGAGGGAGUGAAGGAUGAACAAGGUUUUGAAAGGGAAGAGCACAUGGGAGAAAAGAAGGGAGAGAAAAGGAAGAAUGAAGAGGAAGAGGUGGAGGAUGAUGCAGCUAACAAAGGCAUAAAACUUGAAGACUCUUCAUCUCCACUAGAGAUGGAGGCAUACUUGACAGAAGAGUGUAGCCAGGAUGAGGUACUGGGACUAUCGCCGGAGGCCUCUGACACGGCUUCAAUGGCAGAGGUUGGGCUGGACGAAUGGCCAUCUCCGGAAGAGAGCUCGUCCCUGGGAGACUGGGCAGCAGAGGUGGUGGGGGCCAUGGAAGAAGCCAUCGGUGCCCUGAAUGGAGAUUGCAUCUCCAACAUCAAGAUGGAGGAGGAGGAGGAGGACACAGAGGACACGAAAAACUCAACUCAAGAUUCAGACACAGUAGAAGAGCCAGCGAUAAAGACGAUUCAGAACAGGCCGUCAGGGACGUCUGCUGAAAUCCUGCACACUUUACCUAAAGACGAGGUGGCCCUGCAGCACACAGCGAGCACCAGACGCUUUUCAUCCUCCUCUCCUCCACCUCCAUCCACCCCUCCACCUCCACUCCCUGACGUGGAGGGUAGAGGCUCUGCAGCUGAUGGGGAAGAGGCAGAUGAGGAGGACGGGGACACGGACGACAGCGACGAGUCAGACGAGGAGCUGCGGAGCUACAGCGUGCAGGAUCAGAGCGGAGGGGAGGACAGCGAAGACGAGUGCCACCCGGUGCCCAUCGUGGUGAGCGACGACAGCGAAGCCCACAAACUGCGCAGCCUCCUGAAGAUGCCGACCCUGCUCACAGCGGAGAACCUGGAGGAGCAGCUCGAACACAAGAAGAAGACGGUGUCGUUUUUCGACGACGUCACCGUCUAUCUGUUCGACCAGGAAAGCCCGACUAAGGAGCUGGUUGAACAUGGCUUCCCUUUAGGAGCAGAGGGCCAGAGCUCAUGGAGCAAAUCUCAAGAAAGGAUUAACGCCUCAGACGACUCUUCAGAUGGAAACAUCUCAGAGGAGAGUGCAGGGUACGAGUGGGAAGAUGACUUCCCCCUGCUCCCUCUGCCAACAUCCUCCGUGGCAUCCGACUCCCCUCCACCCCGCUCCGUCCCCAAAGCUCCGGAUCCAAAACCAGCCGUGCAGUACUCGCGCUUCACCGUGUCCCCCUCCAACGUGUCCCGCUUCUCCAUUACUCACAUCUCCGACUCUGACAUGGAUUCUGUAGGAGGAAGCAGCGAGGACGGGGACAAAGAGUGACGGGCUGCGGAUAUUUGCUGCCUCUCUGUGACUCGGCCUGCUCGCAUGACUUCUGAUUUCUUUUUUAAAGUCAGGUUUUAGAAACACAAGACAGUGCCUCUUAUCGCCUGUGGACACUUUUGAAAGGUCCGUCUUACCACAACGUAGGAUCGACCUAAGCUGUUUAGAAUACUGAAAAGAGUAUGGUUAAUAUAUAAAAUUUACAGAAUAUUAAUAUAUACUGUAUGUAUGAUAGAAUAUAUGAAAGCAGGGGAAACUUGUAUGUUGAAUAUUUUUCGGAUAAAAGAGACAAAAUGGACGGACGAUGUUGGGAAAGCAUCACACACACUUUCACUUCUUCAUUUAUGAUGGGAACCUUUAUGAGCGUGGACUUCAACGAAGGAUCAGCACCUUGAACAAGACUGUCCAGCUCUACAGACUUUGUACUUUUUAGGAAACUACUUUACUUGUCUUAAUGAAUAUCAACAAGAAUCCUUGAAGUAUCACAAGUAAUAUAAUGUUAAUAUUCUGGUUUGUUCAGAGACGGCAUGAAAGAAUGAAGCAAAGGGAACUUUAAUGUCUGAUGACAUAACAGCUGAUCGAACCUGGACACCCUGAUCUUUUGUGACCCUAUUUGUUUUUUUUGUAUCAGGACCACUACUGUACCGUUUUCCAUAAAUAUGUGGCUCAUUCCCUCGACCAAAUUGAAUGCCAGCACCACCAUCACAACCAACCAACCCCUCUGCGUGUUGUAAACAUCAGGCACAACAGACGUGAAGGAAGUCAUUUCAGAUUUAACAGGUUUUUUUUAAAUAUAGCACUGCAUGGUUUCAAGUAACUAGAAAACAGUAUCUAUAAGAAUUUAUUGCUUGGAGACAGAAGGGGGACAGUUUGUUUUCUGAUCUGGAGCAGAGACGGGCACACAUGGUCGUGUAACAGGUCCAAAUCAAACUGGCAGCCAGCGAAGAGAUUCAGGAUUUGGACCGCUACACAAAAACAGCAGAUCUUUAAUAAUGACAUGGGCCAAUAGCAGCGGGCGAUAUGGGUGAAAUGUAGUAUUAUAUUGCGAUAAUGGUAUACAUCUAGAUACAGAACUUUUUCUGAGCUUUAGUUAAGAAACAGUUAAUAGAGAAAAUUUCUACUUCAAAGUUCUUCAUCACAUUGAUGCAAAGAUCCAGUAAACCCAGUAUUGCCACAAAGCAGAAAUUCUCAUUGAUUGACAUCCACAAGAGUCAAGAGCAACCAGAGAUGUUCGAGGUAGAGAUACCUCAGUAGAAACAGUGUGUCAUCAUGUUGCCCGACCCUACAGGCCAAUACUCCAAAAUACAUACCUGCACAACAGAAUUAAAAAGGCUGUUAAAUGAUAUUUUUGUCAGCAAACAAACUGCACACUGCGUUUGUGAAUCAGCACAUUACACAUGCAGUAUUUCUGAGCUUCUGCCCAUUUCUACCACGUUAUCCGUUUGUAAGAGAAACGAGAACAGCCGCCAGGCUUCACUGUUACUCGCUGUAUAUUGUCUACACUGAGCUCGUUUGGAGAAGUUUUGUACUACGACUCUGAAGCGUUGAACCUUUUCAGAUUUGCAAGAAAAACGUUCGGUAUAAUUUGGAUUAUUUACAUAUACAAAAAAAACAGGAGGAUGAAUCUGAGCACCACUUUGAAACAGUGAUGAGGUUUUAUAGCACUUCGAAGCUCAGAUCCUGUUCAGUGUUAACACUGUUAAGUCUUAUUUGUCUGCUCAGCUGGUUGGAAGGCGACAGAGGGAUGAUGAAGUGUUACACCGCUUUGCUUUCUUUGUGUGUAAAUGAAAGGAAGUGAACUGGACGACGUAGUUACUGGUUUGGCGACUGUUUCAAAGCUGUCAAGAAACAGGACGCCCCGAUGAUCAGCGUGUAGUGUCUUCAGUGUUUGUUUAAUAUUCUGUAAUAGCAUAGAACCAUCUAGACAGCUGUCCGUAAUAUUUUUGUAUCUUGACAAAAAUACUUUAAGGAGCAUUGAUGUACUGUACGUGUGGAGGAGGGGAGCUUAGAAGAAUAUGUCUCUUAUGUUUAUUGUUGCCAAAGAGAUGUUGUGUUGUGGUCCAGGGGCAACAGUUGCUGUUGCUUUUACCCCAAAACGGAGACAGAUGAGGAACAUUACAGCUGCUUUGGCCUGGUCAGAAAAAAAUCCAUGCAGGUGAGGUUUUGGUAACAUGCGCCCACACUGACCUGGUCACAUCAUUACUUUCUGUACCUUCUAUCAAAUAUAAAUAAAGUCUGUUUUACACAUCUUAA